AAUGUCGCAGCCUCGCCUCGCUUCGUGCAGUCGAGCCACUGAUCCCGGACAAGCGAAAUUCGGCCACACUCGUCGAGUCCGAGUUCCAGCUUCUCAGUCAUGGUGGUGACAGGCACCCUCGUGGCCUCGAGCGCCGUGACGCAGCUGCCAUCAGGCAGCUGCAGCUCGCUGCGUCCGUCACCUGGGCUCCGAUCUUCUUCCAUUUCCUCCGCCUCCGCUUUUGCUCGACAGAGUUUCCGAUUUGUACGUCUCGAUACUCAGCCUUCAAGCACCGCUGGAACUCCCCGCAGAACACCUGUUUGUGCCUCUGUUUCAUCUCCAGGUGCAGCACCACUUGCAGAAGGUUAUUUGACCAAGUCCUUGGAGGGCGUUCAAGUAUGUGAUCCUACCGGAGCACGAGUUUCCCUGACCAGCCUUUGGGAGAAUCGGAAGGCUGUGGUUGCGUUUGGUAGACAUUUUGGGUGCAUGCUUUGUCGGAAAAGGGCUGGUCUUCUCGAGGCUCGUAAGACAGAGAUGGACGCUGCAGGGGUAGCACUUGUGCUGAUUGCUCCAGGGGUACCGGAACAGGCGAAGGGGUUUCUUGAGCAUAACAAGUUUACAGGAGAGGUUUAUGCUGACCCAGAGUAUGCCGCAUAUGAAGCUCUAGAUUUCACGAAGGGUUUCUUGUCAGUCGUCAAUCCGAAGUCCGGUCAAAGAUUAAUCCAAGCACGGCUCGACGGUUAUGACCAAGACUGGGAGCUGUCGUUGGGAUAUAAGGACACAGUACAGAAGGGAAGCUGGCUGCAGGGUGGAAUUCUCGUCGCAGGACCUGGAAAAGACACCGUUCAUUAUUUCUUCAAGGACGCAGAAGCAGGGGACGAACCCAACAUGGAGGAACUGAUGGCCGCAUGCUGCAGCAGCUAAAUCGGCCCAGGACGAGUUGCUCUGGUUCAGAUUACCCUUUGGAGUCCAAGGUGUGGGUUCCAAGGUUACUGUAAAAGUGUACAUUGCAUCAUAAUCACAAGCAGAUCGCUAUCAAAGUACAACACUUGCAUAUGUACUAUGCAAGGGAAACUGGCCGUGGUCGUUCUGGAUGAAUUGACUGAUGUUUGCACGUUAUCUCGUUUUGAGUAAUUGAAUGGCAAAAGAUUAUAGAGGGUGUAAUUAUUCACCAUUCAAACUUUCGAAGACGUGCAAUGGAAGCUUCACUCACGAAGUUGACGAUCAACGCUUCUAUCUAUCCGCGUUUGACGAAGUCGUUUCUGUACUUUACCACCGGGUUCGAAAACUGUGUUCGAGUGCUGGGAUAUGCCGACUGCUUAUGAUAUCCUGCCUUUGCUACACUACGCAGCAUUCAAAGGAUCGCUUUCCUCUUCAAAAUCUAAGAUUAAGCUCCUCCUUGGAAUGCUGUGGAGUGCGGCAACGCCAAGACCGUCAUUUGAAACUAUGCAGCAGCCUCCAGUCGCUGUCUUGAAUGUUUCACAUGGGAAGGAUAACACGCUAGACUUCACCUCUGCAAUCUCCACAGCCAUUCCUCAGAAGAUUACUAGUCAUUCAAACCUGCAUUCUUCUCGUCUAGAACUGCGUCAUUUAAUCUACUAGCAAG
This is a messenger RNA of Marchantia polymorpha subsp. ruderalis, 1585 nucleotides long. Lineage: Eukaryota; Viridiplantae; Streptophyta; Marchantiopsida; Marchantiales; Marchantiaceae. The record is from the annotation of a GenBank genome assembly.